CGCCGACGGCGAGGAGGUAUAGGAACUGAACGCGCUCGCCGCUCUACUGAAUUGUUCAACCUAACGUAGAUAAACACGCGAUAAAAUUCUAUAACUAAUAUUAUUUGUAGUAGUAUGCAUUCUGAAAGAAACUAGUCGUCUGUUAGUUAGUUCACUAGGAAGGCUGGUUGGAAUCCAAAAAGUCUUCGCGACGCGCCCACACAAUUAGGGUGCAGCUUUUAUGUACUAUAGUGGGCGCUGUAGCACUGCGCGCCGGUAGUCACAAGUUGACGGCGAAGUGACAGAUCUCUAGGUCAUUAGUGAUAAUGUCUAAAAUAAGUUGAGUUAACUAUAUAUUUCUAGCUGCAGCCGUGUGUGUAUUGGUUUGCACAGUUUGUCGAUGGGACGUACGUUUGCAUGUGUUAGUGAUGACGACUGUGAAAAAGUGGGAAAACAAUAGAAGUAGCAUUAAUAUAAUCGACGUCUGAGUGAAGAUUGUCGGCCCGGCGAAGGUCCGUAACAGACGGGAGUUAAUCUAAGUGAAAGAUGUGCAUCGUACUUGUUCUGUAAUAAACGAAUGAAUCGUCAUUAUGGCAAACAAACUACUCAGUGAUGCGCUAUUUUUCUACGGAUUCAGGAAAAGGCCGACAGCAAAUAUAUAGUGAAUAUUGUGUAAAGAGAGAUUCGUCGUUCAGAUGUCGACCGAUAAAAAAACACUUUCAAACUAUUCACUGUGAGGCCACGUUAUUUCGCUUUUUCAAGCUAUUGUGAUGUGAUCCCUAAUAGACGCCCAUUUUGGAAUGCUAUCGGUGAGUGGAGGGCUACAUCCGUGCAGCUGGUUCGCGACGCCGUCGGCAGGUGUAUCUCGUCGGGGAAGUGCGAUUCUCAAAGCGGGCUCGAAGGUCCUACGAGAAAUCGACACUGUAAGUACGGAUAAAUCGCGGUGUUGUAUAUCGGGCCCAAGUAGGUGCUUCAGUCGAAAGAGAACGGAGAGUAAAUUGCUCAUAGCCUCGUGUUAUCUGCUGGUGGUGAUAUUUUUUUUACUUGUGAUCACAUCGGAGAGUGCGCAAGCAAAGAGACCCAGAGUUCGGCAGCAUCACAAGAACGCCCGCAAUCCAGGGACGUCAGCCGAUAGCAACGAUAUCGGUCUUCUCGACUUCAGCGAUCCAGACUUCGCCCCUCCAGUCGACGACUCUUCUGGUCCGUCGGGACAGCACCCACGGGUUAUCUGCCAGCCUUCGCACUUCCCCUGCGGCAAUUCGACCACCUGCAUCCCACGGGAACUACACUGCAACGGGCACGAGGAUUGCGCCAACGGCGAGGAUGAAAAAGCUUGCAGUGACAUUAGCAAAGGCAUCAUCUCGUUUGGUCAUGUCGUGAAGUUCGACUGGAAAUCGCAGUCGACGAAGGCCCGCACCGAAUAUGAGGGCAGCACACAGGUUCCGAUGUGCGGCCCAACGGUGGACCUUCCUGAAGGGUGCUAUUGUAAACACGAAAGCGCGUACCAGUUCGUGCGCUGCGACAGGGUGGACUCGUCCAACGGCCUAUUCAAUAAUGCGUCCUAUCCGCUUGUCACACGGCUUGUCAUCCAGGACAGCAACUUCGGAGUCAUCACACCUGACACAUUGUGGGGCUUCAUCAAUAUCACGAUUCUGUACUUUAAUAAUUCCAUAUCCGGAAUUACUCCGGACGCAUUUGAGCGCCAGGGACGCCUGAAACAAUUGUACAUUACAAAUAAUAAACAGCUCACCAAACUUCAAACAGGUGUGUUCAACGGCUUGGGACGUCUAAACGUCUUGCGUAUAACCGGAAACCGAUUGGAUAGUUUCAACCUUAAUCAUCUUUCACAUAUGCCGCAUUUAGGGGUAUUGUCGCUCCUGAACAACCAUAUACAGACGCUGUCCUCGACGGCUCCUCUUCAUUCACUUCGGUUAUUGGACCUGAAACACAAUUUAAUUAAGCAUCUCGAUCAAACCAUGUUCGCGAGGCUCACUCGUCUCGAAGUUUUAAAUUUGAGGGACAAUCGAAUUCGUGCGCUUCAUUCGGACGUCUUCCAACACAAUGCCAGACUCGUCGAGUUAGAUCUGAGUGGCAAUGAGAUUACAUAUCUUUCGCCAGAGAUCUUCAGAAAACUGCGAAGUCUCAGUACACUGAACCUGGCCAACAAUCCGAUAACUUAUUUGCAUGUUGAUAUUUUUGUACACAAUAGAAAUCUCACCUCCUUAAAUCUUUCCGGCCUUGAAUUAGAGAACAUUGACGUGGCACAUUUCCAUCAGCUGCAGGAUCUGAAGUUCAUCUACCUGAAAAAAUUUCAAUACUGUAGCUAUGCGCCGUACGUAAGGAUCUGCUUCCCGAAGACCGAUGGGGUAUCGUCGACAGAGCACCUACUUGUCUGGCCAAUUCUUCGCUUGUCCGUCUGGGUUGUAGCUGUAUCUACCUGUGCGGCCAACAGUGUCGUGUUUGCCUGGCGCGUUAUUAGUAAAAAGGAAGAUCGCGUACUAUCGCUCUUCAUCAAGAAUUUAUCAAUCGCCGACUUUCUUAUGGGCGUGUACCUUUUGAUCGUGGGUACAUUGGAUGUGGCGUUUCGCGAUGAAUAUAAUCGUCAUGCGCGUCAAUGGAUGACGAGCUGGAGGUGCACAGCAGUCGGACUCUUGGCCAUGAUGAGCUGCGAGGUGUCUGUCCUUAUAUUGUCACUCAUUACAAUCGAACGGUAUCGGUGCAUAAAAACAAACGUACGUGUUGUUACAUUAACAGUUGCCCGCUGGUGCGUGGCAGGCGUUUGGGCAACAGGUUUACUUUUGGCGCUCUACCCGGUUCUGCAUUGGCCCCAGCCUUCAUUUUACUCGUCAAACGGAUUAUGUUUUCCACUACACAUCGAUGAUCCAUUUACGCUAGGAUGGCAGUACUCAGCACUUGUCUUCCUCGGAAUCAACCUCGCUGCGAUGCUGCUAAUCUCGCUGUUGUAUGCGUGGAUGUUUGUCAUAAUUCGGGGAGAUCGACAACACGCGCGGCCGGUGACGCUGAAACGACGCGAGGACUCAGUGCUUGCGUUCCGGUUCUUUCUCAUUGUUCUGACGGACUGUUUAUGCUGGAUACCAAUUAUUGCCAUUAAGCUCGCUGCACUCUGCAAAGUGAAGAUCUCGCGUCAGACGUCGAUUGUCUGGAAUGAUUUGUCUUUGACUCAUUAAGUUAGAGACUCAAGGCCCACUUCUUUUCUACAGAGGCUCUGAUAAUAGUUGGUUUACAAGUUGUUGCGACAUCUUAUUAGGCAAGCGAGUCAUCAUGAGGUAUGUAAGCGUAUGUCACUUUCGGGUGCUAAAUAGCAUUUCGGUAAUUUCAGUCAAAUGCAUAUGGUUCGUAAUAGUUAUAUGGAUGAAUCUUGUGUUCUUUGCUCUUAUGACACGUACAUCCGAUUCAAACACCUGAUUUUCUAAUUAACGUGCCUUCGUCGAUCAUUAACAAGUUGGUCAAAGGAAAUUUGGCUCUGUCAAUCAAAGGCUCCCAAAAAUGGCAACAUACUCGGUAUGUCACUCAUGAUUCUACCAUAUAUCUACUAUCUAUCGCGUUUGUAUAGCUUUCAGCCUGUCAUUUAAUAGUAUAGCUUGUUUUCCACAGGAAGAAAAACAACGCCGCAUUUUUCUGAACUAGACCAACUUUUAUUAUAUUCUCCAAAAAAUUAAAUUCUCCGAUCUGGGGCUACUGUGAUCUGGACGAUGUCAUCGAAAUGAAAUGAAAAUGAAGUCUUCUGCGGCAGCAGAGCUGCCUACCGUGGCAGAUGACGCUCUUCCGGCGUCGGCUCAAGUUGGAUGUCUGAUACUGUCCAGGCGCUUCGCUUGGCUGAUCGCAUUUCGAACAAACUACGUUCAGCGCAUCGCUCCCCGGUGGUGCUAUCGUACCCUAUACAGGAUAGCUGACUGGUAUACCAAGGAUACCAUGCCUCGGGGUCAUUUCGGCUUGUUUAAAUGUAGGACAUAGUCUAAUAGCUACGUCUUCACCACUUACUUCCGGAUCACUUCCGUCCUACUACGUUUCGUCGUGGAUGGCUCUAAGGCUAGGGGUUCAAUUAUUCGUUGAAAAACCCCAUGUAUUAUUAAUUCCACCGUAUGCCACUACGAUGGAUGUCUUAAUAAUUUUUCUGUGCCUAAUAUGUACAUACCUUCAAUUGAUGUAACUUCAGGAUCCUGUGGCGAUCAAUUAGCUGUCGUGCCGGUCUGUUGGGCAACAGGUUCAGCAGAGGUAACUUCGUAUCUGUCAAUACCUUCUAAGCUUCCUAAUUCGGUGCAGAAAUAUAAAGAGCUAGCGAAGAAAAACCAAAAAAAAGACAUACCAUUCGUCUAAGUUACAGCAACUACGCCGCUCGUUUUGGCCGUUCUUCAGCCCUUCGAGGUCAUAAUUACAAAAUCAGUCAGUAUAAAGCAAAGAGGGCAAAAUCUUACAGGCUCUUUCCUCAGCUUCCAUAGGUUGUUCAUCUAGACACAAACACGCUAAUUUAUCCCAUAAACUUGUUCUUCGCCGUGUUUCCACCGAGUAGCUAAUGUUCUUCUAACUCCAAGGUAUUUUUAUAGUAUUCCUUUCUCAUUUUUCCAGUCAGUAAGUUUCCUGUAAAUAAUGUGAGUCGCGUGCAGCACCAUAGGGCUAUUUAAUGCAGCUGAAUUGUAUAGGUGCUUAGGCAAACGCUGGCUGAGUCAAAGUGUGCUACGUGGCGCCAUCUUUUGGCGCAGGAAUUACUUGCGUCAGCAACAGCCGCAUCGAGACGUAUCUUUCCAACUAAGCAGACAGAAAGACGAGAGAAAAAAGUCUUUAACCGAAACUGUGUACAAGAAAAAAGCAAGGGAGGCACAUUAAUGUAGGUGUGAUGCGAGUAACUGCCAGUUGCUCGCGCCUCAUGUCGGAACGUGCAGUCCCUCUGAUUUUCGGCUACAUUUGUUUUCUCUUCUCCUAUUCUCUGUUUGCUGAUUCCGUUCAUUCUUUACCUAUUGCCCUCUCAGGCGCACGGGGUGAUCCUUCAGCCAACUACGACAAACACCGCUCGGCUGUUACAACAACACUGCCACUGACAAUAACCCCCGAGAGGUAACAAGGAGAAAAAGAAAGCUACUCCAUAACAGCCUUCGUCUGCCCUCUGCAAUGUGGAUCUCCUUGCUCGUUCUUUGCUUCCGAAAUCCAUACGAACCUCCUUUUAAACAGAAGCAAUAAUGUUGUUUGUUUUGUCCUUGAGCGUAUACUUUUUCUUCCGGAAAUCUAUACAUGUAGCCUGAAAAGUUUUCCUUUGCAGUGGCUACUCUUGUUGAAUAAAUUAUAGUAUUCAUGCGCAACCGGCUAAGCCGGAGCGCCAGGGUAGUUGUGAUCGCGCUGGCGCGCUUUAUUCUGUUAGCCUAAUAGCUCUUAUUCAGUGGGCUGUACGUAAGGACAAAACAGAGCCCGGGCUUGAUUGUUAGAGCUGCUGUCUAAGCUUAAUAACCGCUCUCCAUUCGCUGAAACUUCCAACUGUCGACAUUAGCUUCAGAACAAUUACAUUUCAAUGUUGAGUCAGUACGCACUUGUCUGAUGGAAGUUCGAGCCUUCAAUGUUUUUUUUUAAACCUGUUUCUCUAACCUUUUUGCCGUUUAGAGUCUACAUCAGUUUGACCGAUACUGCAAAAGAUGUCACUUUAAUUUGACGUCAGCUGUAACGGGAAAAAUUAUUUCCUCAUACACCAGAAAGCGUUGCUUUUAGUUAUUGCAACACGGAGAACGAGCUUAUAUGAUUAGUCGAACGAUGCAGGAUAGAGUACGAAAUAGCCUACGCUUUAAGUCCUACUCUUCUAUGGGCUUCCUUUAGUGCCCGCCUUUCAGUCCGACAUGGACGCUGCAGGCACCGAUUGCGUCGGUUAAUACUAAUGCGACAACGUCGACCUCGUCUGUACAGAGAAUCGUUUUCUCAUCUCCUUCAUCGCGUUGAAAAUGGUCGGACAAUGUCAAAGUGUCUGCAAAUCGCUACCUAUCACGGCUCGUCGACUUAGAUUUGCUUUGGUUUUCCCCUUCCUAUAAUUUUCUAUAUGUGUCGGAUACGUGUCACUAAGGGAAGCCUUAACAUAUUAAAUAUUAUUUUAAGUUCUUGCAAGAUUAGAGGCCACCGAAUUUUUCUUCGAUAAAUACAUGGCUUGGUCAGUAUUAAGAAGAAAGCUUGAUGCGCUGCCCAUCGUAAAGAGCUGCCAAUACUGUUAUUACUGGA
Messenger RNA from Varroa destructor (honeybee mite), 6192 nucleotides. It is a transcript of the gene Lgr3, whose product is annotated as Leucine-rich repeat-containing G protein-coupled receptor 3. Lineage: Eukaryota; Metazoa; Arthropoda; Arachnida; Mesostigmata; Varroidae. Gene Ontology annotation, biological process: adenylate cyclase-activating G protein-coupled receptor signaling pathway; hormone-mediated signaling pathway; activation of adenylate cyclase activity. Gene Ontology annotation, cellular component: plasma membrane. The record is from RefSeq and is a predicted model, not a curated record. Gene Ontology annotation, molecular function: protein binding; G protein-coupled peptide receptor activity.